Messenger RNA from Anopheles coustani, 546 nucleotides. RefSeq lists its product as uncharacterized. Bases 1 to 546 code for a protein of 181 amino acids. NCBI's taxonomy places the organism in Eukaryota, Metazoa, Arthropoda, Insecta, Diptera, Culicidae. The record is from RefSeq and is a predicted model, not a curated record. The transcript is spliced from 3 exons.
AUGUGCAGUCGCAAUUGCUACCGGGUGUCUGGAUACUUUCUCGGUUUUCUCUGGAUGGUCAGUGCGGUGUACUACACGGCUGAAACGAUUGAGCUGCUGAAGCUGAUGAAGUUGCGAUGCGAAACCGGAUCGACAUCGCAAGGGCCAGGCGGUGUAACAGCCCGGAUGCAGUUCGACGAGGAGUUGACCCAAAAGGCCUGCAGUUUCUACGCCCAUCUGGAUGUCUUUUGGCCUUACCAUGUGAUAACGACCAUCAUCAAGAUGACACCAGGAUUCCUUUUGGUGCUUGGAAUAUACAAGAACAAUGCGACCCUGGUCGUUGUCUUUGCGGUGUACGGUUUCCUAGAAGAAUGUUUUUUCGUGAUUGUUUUCUCGAAAAUCUUCGCCAUCAUGGAAGUGGGCUCGAAAAGUAUCUGGAUCUACUGGAUUAUAGUUAUAUUUUCCGUGAAACUUUUUGCAUCCGUUUGGAUUCUACUUGGAGUUUAUGCAGCGGUUCAACCAUUUCAAAUCCAAACUACAAGUCGAAGGACUCGAACGAACGUCUGA